AUGAGUCAACCUGCUCUCCUUCCUUAUGACCUCAGCAGUUUGACUGCUGCUGCCAUUUUUUCUCUGCUGCCAGCUCCUUCACACAUCAGAAGCAAAAUGACGUCUGGAGUAAAAGUCGCUGACCAAGUGAAGGACAUCUACAAUGAAAUGAAAGUAGUGAAAAGCGAUGCUGAUCAGGCCGAACGUAUAAGAUUGGUGGUAUUUGAAAUCAAAAAUGGUUACAUCGACGUGGAGGAGGGGAAGAUUUUCCGGGAAAAGGACCUGGAAAACGUGGAUGAUAUAUUCAGCUUCUUCCUCUCUCAGCUGGAUCCCAGAAAGUGCCGCUACAUGCUGUAUGACUGCCACUUUGAAACCAAGGAAUCAAGUAAAAAGGAGGAACUGGUCUUUGUGAUGUGGGCUCCUGAAUCAGGAACCAUCAAAGAGAAAAUGAACUACGCAAGCUCAAAAGAAUCCAUUAGGAAGGUCCUGACAGGUAUCAAACAUGAGCUGCAGAUGAACGACCUUUCAGAUUACGGAGACAGGGAUAAUUUUGCGGAGAGAAUGGGGAAAGGUGUAAUCAAAAUCGAGGGCCACAAUGUGAGACAUGCAUGAAGUGGGCCUAAGCAUUAAACAAACCACCUCUCCCUUGUUUUAUGACAAGGUCAGUUUAAAGAUUUCAGAUAACACCAAUAAUUCCAAAAUGACUGUUUUAUUUUUGGGGUUUUUUUUUUUUUUGAUUUGUUCAACAAAGCUCAAAGGGAAGGGUUUGGCUCUGAAUGGGAUUAGAUACCUGUAACUCAAACUUCUGAUGUCUGUGCCCUUCUAAACUGUUUGUCACAACAGUUGGUUGUGAAAUCAGUUUUGUUCAGAUGUAAUUUUAUUCAUUAUUUGACAUAUCCAUACAUUGAUACUAUGGUCUGUCACUUGACUCUUGGUACAUUUGUAUUUCUCAAAUCAGUAAUUUGCUGUUUUUAUGUACAUACAUAAUGUUUGAAUCCCUGUUUAUUCCAGUAUACACCAUUCAUCUUCCUUUGCGGACUGUUUAAUAAAAGUUUCUGCGUACAACUAUAUCAGUUCCUGUAAAAUACCCCAGACACCCCUCUAGAGUUUACAAGUUCAAAAUGGCAGGACCUGUAAGUUUGACAGAAAUCUGUUUUUUCUAGACUGUUACACUUUGAUGAACACAUAUAAAGAAUAGCACGACUUUUACAAAGAAAAAAAAAUGUUUUGGUGAAAAUGCAGCAGUCAGUUUGCUGCCAGAGUAUUGUCAAAUAAAUUCAAUGCAAUCAA
This is a messenger RNA of Toxotes jaculatrix (banded archerfish), 1269 nucleotides long. It is a transcript of the gene cfl1l, whose product is annotated as cofilin 1 (non-muscle), like. Gene Ontology annotation, molecular function: actin filament binding. NCBI's taxonomy places the organism in Eukaryota, Metazoa, Chordata, Actinopteri, Toxotidae. The record is from RefSeq and is a predicted model, not a curated record. Gene Ontology annotation, biological process: actin filament fragmentation; actin filament severing; cell motility. Gene Ontology annotation, cellular component: cytoplasm; actin cortical patch; actin cytoskeleton.